This is a messenger RNA of Lucilia cuprina (Australian sheep blowfly), 3835 nucleotides long. It is a transcript of the gene LeuRS, whose product is annotated as leucine--tRNA ligase, cytoplasmic. Gene Ontology annotation, biological process: leucyl-tRNA aminoacylation. Gene Ontology annotation, molecular function: aminoacyl-tRNA deacylase activity; leucine-tRNA ligase activity; ATP binding. The transcript is spliced from 5 exons. The coding region runs from base 156 to 3701 and encodes 1181 amino acids. The record is from RefSeq and is a predicted model, not a curated record. Lineage: Eukaryota; Metazoa; Arthropoda; Insecta; Diptera; Calliphoridae.
CGCUUAUUAAAAUGUCAAAACUCUUUUGGUUCUUUUUGGUGGAACAACACGUUGCACUUUUUGUUACAAGAUUUUGUUUAAAUUUAUAGCAAAAAUUUGAACAAUUCUUAAUAAAUUGUUUCAAAAAAUAGCAAGUGCGCAGCUACAAUAACAUUAUGGCUAAUGUGGAGCGUAAAGGCACCUUUAAGGUGGAAUAUUUACAGAAGAUCGAACAGCAAGUGCAACAACGUUGGGAACAAGAACAUCUACAUGAAAUCGAUGCCCCGGCAGAGCCAAAAAAAUCUCAAGAUGAGAAAUUUUUUGUAACUUUUCCAUAUCCCUAUAUGAAUGGCCGUUUGCAUUUGGGUCAUACAUUCUCAUUGUCAAAGGCUGAAUUUGCUAUACGCUAUCACCGUUCCAAGGGUAAACGUGUUUUGUGGCCUUUCGGUUUCCAUUGUACCGGCAUGCCUAUUAAGGCCUGCGCCGAUAAAUUGAAACGUGAAAUGGAAGAUUUUGGUUAUCCACCACAAUUUCCAGUUGCCACGGUAGAGGUUGCUCCUGUUGAAACUUCCGAUGUGCCAAAGGAUAAAUCGAAGGGUAAGAAGAGUAAGGCUGUGGCUAAGACUGGUUCGGCCAAAUAUCAAUGGCAAAUUAUGCAAAGUUUGGGUUUACAAGAUGAGGAAAUUAAAAAAUUCGCUGAUGCUGAGCAUUGGCUAAAUUAUUUCCCUCCCUUGGCUGUUAAGGAUUUGAAGAGAAUUGGUGUACAUGUUGAUUGGCGUAGAACUUUCAUAACCACCGAUGUCAAUCCCUUCUACGACUCCUUUGUACGCUGGCAGUUCAUGCACCUGAAGAAUCGUGGCAAGGUUAUGUAUGGCAAACGCUACACCAUCUAUUCGCCCAAGGAUGGACAACCUUGUAUGGAUCAUGAUCGUUCCACGGGAGAAGGUGUAGGACCACAAGAAUAUACUUUAAUUAAAAUGAAAGUCUUGGAAAAACCCGCUAAACUAAGUGCCAUCAAAGAGCCGAUAUAUUUGGUAGCUGCCACCUUAAGACCUGAGACCAUGUAUGGCCAAACUAAUUGUUGGUUGCAUCCUGACAUUAAGUAUAUUGCUUGGCAAACUACACGUAACAAUGAGGUUUGGAUCAGCACUAGACGUGCUGCUAGAAAUAUGUCCUAUCAAGGUUUUACCGCUGAAGAGGGUAAAUUUGUUGAAUUGGCCGAAUUGACGGGACAAGAUCUUAUGGGUACACCUUUGUCUUCACCUUUAACCUCACACAAAGUCAUUUACACUUUGCCCAUGUUGUCCAUUAAGGAGGACAAAGGUACUGGUGUAGUGACCUCUGUACCAUCUGAUUCUCCCGAUGAUUAUGCUGCCUUAAUGGAUUUGCAAAAGAAGGAAGCUUUUAGACAAAAGUAUGGCCUCACCGAUGAAAUGGUUUUGCCCUUUGAACCCAUUUCCAUUAUUGAGGUACCCACUUUGGGCAAUAUGUGUGCUAAAUAUGCCUACGAAUUGUUGAAAAUUCAAUCCCAAAACGACAAAGACAAAUUGGUUGAGGCCAAGGAAUUGUGUUAUCUUAAGGGAUUCUAUGAUGGUGUUAUGUUGGUGGGUGAGUUCAAGGGUAAAAAGGUGCAGGAUGUCAAGAAAGACUUACAGAAGCAAUUGGUCGACUCUAAGGAAGCGGACAUUUACUAUGAACCCGAAAAGACCAUUAUUUCUCGUUCUGGUGAUCAAUGUGUGGUGGCCUUGUGCAACCAAUGGUAUUUGAACUAUGGCGAAGCAGAAUGGCAGGCACAGGCUUUCAAGAUUUUGGAAAAAAUGGAAACAUUCCAUGAUGAAGCCCGUAAUAAUUUUGAACAUUGCUUGAAUUGGCUGCAUGAAUAUGCCUGUUCGCGUACUUAUGGCUUGGGUACCAAACUACCUUGGGAUGAACAAUGGCUAAUAGAAUCUUUGUCUGACUCUACCAUUUACAUGGCAUUCUAUACCGUGGUUCACUUGUUGCAAGGUGGUUCUUUCCGUGGUGAAAAACCCAGUCCAUUGGGCAUUAAAGCCGAGGAUAUGACUCCCGAGGUUUGGGAUUAUGUAUUCUUUAAGGAGACUCCUUAUCCCAAAACAACAAAGGUGCCAAAAGCUACUUUGGAUGUUUUGAGAAGAGAAUUCGAAUAUUGGUAUCCUAUGGAUUUGAGAGUAUCUGGAAAGGAUUUAAUACAAAAUCAUUUAACAUUCUCCAUCUACAAUCAUGCUGCCAUAUGGCCCAAUGAUGAAACUAAGUGGCCCAAGGGUAUGCGUGUCAAUGGUCAUUUGCUUUUGAAUUCAUCAAAAAUGUCCAAAUCUGAUGGUAAUUUCCUAACACUACAUGAAGCCGUCGAUAAAUUCUCAGCCGAUGGCAUGCGUUUGUGUUUGGCUGAUGCUGGUGACAGUGUAGAGGAUGCCAACUUUGUAGAGAGUACCGCCGAUUCUGGUAUUCUGCGAUUGUACACCUUUAUUGAGUGGGUCAAGGAAAUGUUGGCUGCACGUCCUGCUAUGCGCAAGGGUCAUCAUCAUACCUUCAACGAUAAGGUAUUCAUUAGUGAAAUGAAUUUGAAAACCAAACAAACUGAUGAACACUACAAGAAAAUGUUAUUCAAAGAGGCUUUGCGUACUGGUUUCUAUGAACUUCAACUGACCAGAGAUAAAUACCGUGAAUUGUGCGGUACACAUGGUAUGCACGCGGAUUUGGUAUUCGAAUUCAUACGCCGUCAAGCUUUACUCAUUGCUCCCAUCUGUCCUCAUGUGGCUGAACAUGUUUGGGGUUUGCUGGGCAACAAACAAUCCAUACUCCAUGCCCAAUGGCCAGAGGUGGGUGCUAUUAAUGAAAUUGAUAUUAUGUGUUCGGAAUAUUUGAUGGAAGCUGCUCAUUCCUUCCGUUUGAAUUUGAAAAAUCUUUUGCAAGUCAAAGGUAAAGGUGGCAAGGAAAAGGCUGUCGAUCCCACUUCCGUUAAACCCAAUAGAGCCUUAGUGUGGGUGGCCAAAACAUAUCCUCCAUGGCAAUGUUGUGUUCUUGACACCAUGAGAGAAUUGUAUACUCCCACCAAUUCACUGCCUGACAAUAAGGUCAUUGCUGCCACUUUGCAAAAGAAGGAGGAAUUGAAAAAGUUCAUGAAACGUGUUAUGCCCUUCGCCCAAAUGAUACGUGAAAAGGUGGAAAGUGGUAAAGGUUUAGCUGCCAUGGCGGUUAAUCUUGAAUUUGAUGAACGUCAAGUUUUGCUUGACAACUUGGAGUAUUUGAAGAAUACUUUAGAUUUAGAGGCUUUGGAAGUAAAAUACACCGAUGAUCCUUCGGCACCCGAAAAGACAAGAGAAGAAGUAAGACCUGGCAGUCCCUUUAUUGCUUUCACCGUUGCUCCUCAUGUUGCUGUUACAUUUACAAAUCCCGUUGAGAGAUCUAGCCUGUUUCAAGUCAACACUGUUGUCUCCGAAGGUGAAACGGUUAAAACGCUGCGUGAAAAAUUAGGCAAAAUUUUGGGUUUUAAAGCUGAUUUGUCUACUCUGCAAAUCUGGCGCUAUGAUGAUCCCGUUUUGGGACCUCGUCAAUUACCCGAAUUCCAAGACUUCAGAAAGGGAAAAACUCCUUUGACCGAUGGUUCUUUGUUACUGGAUAUGGAGAAACAGCAAAUUACUUUGGUGGAAGAGAAUGGUAACUCAAUACCUGUAGGGCGUUAUUUUAUCUAUGUUGUAGAGUGAUUUAAAGUAUUUUAUAACAUUUUCUUUUAGUUUUUUCUUUAUUUGGUUUUCUUUAAUUUUUCUUUUCAUUUGCUUUUGAGUUUUUUUUAUUUAUGAAAUAAAAAGUAUGUUGUGCAAAGCAUAAUUAAAAUGCU